Molecule: messenger RNA, 1848 nt
Organism: Salvelinus namaycush (lake trout)
Lineage: Eukaryota; Metazoa; Chordata; Actinopteri; Salmoniformes; Salmonidae
Product: CREB3 regulatory factor-like
Exons: 10
Coding region: 348-1823 (491 amino acids)
Biological process (GO): response to unfolded protein; regulation of transcription by RNA polymerase II
Cellular component (GO): nucleus
Molecular function (GO): RNA polymerase II transcription regulatory region sequence-specific DNA binding; DNA-binding transcription factor activity, RNA polymerase II-specific
Source: RefSeq, a predicted model, not a curated record
UUUUGCGUCGAUAUACUAGAGGACCACAACAUAUCUUUAAUUCUUGUAAUUUAUGCGGUCUUGUGAAGAAGAACAUUGGUUUAUGUGGAUGUCACUUUGUUCCCCUGAUUGUAACUGCUGGAACAGUGGACGGCUGCUGGCUUCCAGAGCGCUCGCUGUCAGAACCGCGGGGCUGCGCGUUGACAGAUGACGGGGGCGCGCUUCAACAUCGGAAAAUGUGACACACCGUCCAUGCAGGAGAUGAUGUGAACUUUGACCUCUGACGGUUGGUGUACUGAUGAUGACGAAGCUAACCGUACUAAACUGUUGACCCAUCCAACUGCCUCUGAACAGGUCCAAGCACCACCAUGCCUCAGCCAGGUAGCAGUGGGAUGGAGCCUGUCUUUGGUGAGGCCUAUGGGACCAACGGGUUAUCUGUGACCUUAGAGCCAUUCACCAUCUCUCCUACAGGGGGCAGUGCAGAGUCAGACAACUGUCCUAAGGGUGUGGUGGUGAUGUUGGGGGCCCCAGCCUUGUCCCUGUGUCGAGGCCAGCAGCCUGGAUGUGAGCUACUCAGUGAUCUCUUGGAGGAUGUGUUCACUGACGACACACACACCUCCGAGCGUCGCUGGGACAUCUCGGCACUGGAUGACAUCACACACUACGCCAAAGGCAGCCCAGAGGGGGCACCACCGAGCUGCGAGAGCUCCUCCGUCUCACCUGAGGGAGGCAGAGAAGAACCAUGGUUAUCCCUAAGACCAGGGGAGAGGCAGCCGAGGAACCCCACAGACCUCACACCCUGUGUAGGGUUGGGGGCUGGACACCUCCUCCUGGCUGGUAGAUAUCCGGAGUCCUGGAGCCAAGAGGCUGGAGGGCGGGAGAGUGAAGCUAGGAAAGGGCUGCAGCAGGUGGGGCAGGAAGAGAUGGUGCAUAACUACUCUCUACAGAGUGAGCCAGACACUGAGUCUAGUCAAGGAACAGACAGCGAUAUUGAAGAGGAAGAGGAGGAGAAGGAGAAAGAUGGGAAAGAGGAAGAGGAGAAGGGGACAGAAGCCAUGGAGGAAGAGAAAGGGAAGGAAGAGGAGGAGCUUCAGUCCCAUAAGAGACAAAAGAAACGCCGGUGUUACUGGGAAUGUAGCCUCUUCAGUGAGGCAGACCUGGGGAGAGAUGGCGAUAAAGAUAGAUUGAGAGCCAAAUGGAGAGAUGGAGAGAAGGAUAGAGGGAGAGCCGAAGAGAGAUAUGAAGAAGGAGAUGAAGAUAAAUAUGAAGGGGAUAUCAUCUGGGGCCCUAGCACCCUACCCACCACCAUGUGCCUGAAAGAGGGGACCUCCACCAAUGGUAAGCGAGGCCAGAGGAAGGCCCGUCGUACAGAUGCCAGUGACCUGACCCCCAGCCCUGGGAAGCUACAGAGCUUGGGAGAGCAGCUCCAUACACUCAGCUCUGCUCUGGAGGGCCUGACUCCUGUCAGUGACCUGCCUGUUACUGCCAGGGCCCCAACACGAAAGGAGAGGAACAAACUGGCCUCCAGAGCGUGUCGGCUGAAGAAGAAAGCCCAGCAUGAGGCCAACAAAAUCAAACUGUGGGGGCUGAACCAGGAGUAUGAUGGCCUGUUGUGGGCAGUGCUGCAGAUAAAGGAACUGAUCCGCCAGAGAGUGGAGAGCAGAGAGGAAGACACAGAGAGAGGAUGUCUGAGAGAGAGACUGGAGGACAUUCUGAAGGAAUCAGCUGGGCCACGUGUAGCAGGACGAGGCAAAUUGUUUGUGGAGAGGAUCUUGAAGAACCCUGCCGGGAGACAGAGCACCAGAGAGACUAAGGGAGAAGGGUCAUCAGACCCUAGCCACUAACCUCUUCUCCCCACCAGAGUCACUA